AUGCGACAUUACCCGGAGAUGGCCAAGGACGUUCAGGGCGGCCCGAAGGCUAACCCUACGCGGGCAAAGGCGCGAGCGAAGGCGGACGAGAGCGUUAUUCAUGCAAUGGCCGCGCUUGCCAAGAAGCUAGGAUUUCAUACUCCACCAGUCAAGACUAUCAUAAGACAAUCACCUGACCACCAGAUUGCCCGGGCUGCCCUGCUCAAAGCACGGAAGCCGGAUCACUACUACUAUGACAGCGGAGCUUUCGAGUCUCUUAUCAAGCAGAUUACUGAGCACGCGGAGCAGGAAAUAACCCGUCUAGUCAACAAGCCGGAGUACCCUGAACAUAUUUCUAGAAGACCAUUACCAGCUGAGGGCCAGGAAGGAAUAGCAGGAGAGCUAAUAGUGGAUAGAACUAAGCUCAUCGUGGAAGUGGGUGAAGAAGUCCACCAAGAAGAUCAAGUGGCUCGGGAGCGCGCAGAUGCUCUUACUCAGCUACAAACACCUGGGGCCAGGGAGGAUCCCCGGCCUGUGACUGAGCUCCCCGCUGACUUGCCGAGCCUGAUUACAAGAUUACGGGAAGAGGGAAGCCAGCUGGGUGAUGAAAGUGUGAUUCCCGACAAUAUUGGAAUGCAGGAACUUCCUGAAUUGAAGCCGGCCACUGUUGAUAAUCUGGACGGUGUUGGGGGUGAGACCGCGGCGGGUGUUGUUAAACCAGGGCUUUCUCAACAGGAGACCGAACGACAUAGAGCGGAUCUACCUAAUCCAGAACAGGCUCAGCGCCAGGCAGUAGAAGAGGAUCCGGGAAGACUAACCCUAGAAGUUCCCGAUCCUCUUCGCCCCGGAAGCAUGCCUGCGGGUCUUUCCAGUGAUGUGCCACCGGAGCGGAGGGUCACAGUCACAUUCUAUGUCUACGAGCGACAGGCAUGGAAAAAGAUGGAUAUGGUCACUGUGAGCCCUACUCAACUUGCUGAGGCGCAGAUCAUUACUGAAUAA
Messenger RNA from Aspergillus versicolor CBS 583.65, 978 nucleotides. RefSeq lists its product as uncharacterized. Lineage: Eukaryota; Fungi; Ascomycota; Eurotiomycetes; Eurotiales; Aspergillaceae. The record is from RefSeq and is a predicted model, not a curated record. The transcript has 3 exons. Bases 1 to 978 code for a protein of 325 amino acids.